UUUUUGACCCAUUUAAUAAAUUAAGAAUGACAAACAAGGUUACAAUAAAUGAAAGAAGUUUGUCUCGAUUCUUUAUCUACAAAAUAUCAUUAAAACUAAUAAAAAUUAUAAGUGGUAUAAUAAAAUAAUUAAAUUGUUAAUUUCCAUUUAAUAUAUUUUGUAAAAGAAUUACUGUAUAAUUAAUAAUAAUCGUACAAUUUUCAUACUGCUUCUAAUAUUAGUCAUAAAAGAUAUAAUUUCUUACAUUUACCCAUGUUUAUCAAUGAUAUUGACGUUAUCUCUGAAUCAUUCAAGAUUAGGCUAAGAAAGAGAUUAAUGAAGUAUAAGUAGAAACAAAGCUUGUGAUAUGAUUAAUUAUCAUUGUUUUAGAUAUCAGAAUAAGGACGUAUUUUUGGGAGUAAGCUUCUUUAAAUGUUUCCAAAAAGUCUUUAGUUGAUGAAUAUAUACAUCCAAAGGAUAUAAAAGAAAACGAAAACAUGGACAAAGGACAUGGUGCCACCUACGCAGGAAGUGAUAGCCACCUACUCGAAUACUGGGAGGAAUAUCAGAAAAUGAUAGAGGAAACAAAAAUGUUGGAUGAUUAUUUAGAUGAAGAAUGCAGCCCUCGAAGUUAUGAUGAAGGAGAAGAAGAAGCUGAAUGGUUACAUGCAGCAGGCUUAGGGCAAUUAACAGAGGCAUGGAAAGCAGGCAAGGAGGUACAACCUGAAGAAUUAGGUGCAGUUUUGCGUCCUCUAUCGCGAGCUCAAGCAGAAGCUGUGAAACGUCGCGUGAGAUCGCUUAAUCAUACAGUUAAACAACGUUUUAAUCAGCGUCAACGUGUUCGCAAACCAGACAUUAGAGAUGUCUUUAAAGAUGUAGAGGUAUAUCACAUUAAAGUAUUUUGAAUUGAUUGUAU
This is a messenger RNA of Wasmannia auropunctata (little fire ant), 895 nucleotides long. Its product is annotated as rho GTPase-activating protein 18-like. NCBI's taxonomy places the organism in Eukaryota, Metazoa, Arthropoda, Insecta, Hymenoptera, Formicidae. The coding region runs from base 477 to 884 and encodes 135 amino acids. The record is from RefSeq and is a predicted model, not a curated record. The transcript is spliced from 2 exons.